GCCCAUCUUUGAGCUCAAUUUUAUCAAAUCAAAUCUAACCAAACCAACAACCUUACAGCACCGACAAAAUAAAAACGAAAGAUGCCGAGUGCCGACCGUCACCCACAAGGGUCCCGCCCACGUGCCGAUUUUUUUCCAACUUUUCUUUACUACUUAACGGAAUCGUCUCUAUCCGUCACGGUCCAUCACGUUCUGUCAAACCACCUUCCCAGUUUUCCCUCAACGUCGCUCCCUCCCGCCCUAACGUCUUCCGUUCGAACCGUUCCCCUUUCCCCCAACCCUAACGCCCCCCUAUGGCCUCUUCGGUUGACGACGAUUUCUCUCUCCUCGAUCACCACCAAACUAACCCUAACCACCAUCACGUCCUCCACCACCACCCUUCUUACACGCAGAUCCACGCGCCUCCACCCGGCAACCACGAAGGCGAUGAUGACUCCGAUUCCGCCUUCCCUGGCGCCAACUUCGGCAACAACAACAACAACAACGCUACGUCUUCCGAUGUACGGAUCGAGAAGAGAAAAGAUCAAGAGGAGAUAAAUGACGGCGUUUUGAAGAGACCAAAGCAAUCGACGACGGAGAAUCGAAAAGACAGAGAAGAAUGGAGCGAUGCCGCAAUUGGAUGUUUAUUGCAGGCGUAUAUGGAGAGGUUGACGCAGCUGAACAGAGGGAAUCUGAGAGGGAGAGAUUGGGAGGAGGUGGCGGCGGCAGUUUCAGAGCGAUGUGAGAAGCAGAGCAAGAGCGUUGAACAGUGCAAGAACAAGGUUGAUAAUUUGAAGAAAAGGUAUAAGCUUGAGAAGCAUAGGAUGAGUGACGGCGGCAUCACGGUGAGUCAUUGGCCUUGGUUUAAGAAAAUGGAGGAGAUUGUUGGAAAUUCGCUGCCAGUAAAGGCGGUGGCUGAUGAUGAUAAGGACGGCUCUUCCCCAGGAACUGCUGUUAGACAAUCCAAAAGCAGAUAUGCUUCAGCUACACCGAGUCCUGUAGGUCAGAUAAUUAGCAUGAAGUCCAAAAGUCCAAAAUGGCGCAGAGUGGUAUUCAAAAUUAGUGGUGCUGCUCUUGCUUGCACCGGUCCGCACAAUAUUGACCCAAAGGUGGCAGUGCUGAUUGCUAGGGAAGUUUCAAUUGCAUGCCACCAUGGUGUAGAGGUAGCAAUAGUUGUUGGAGGUCGCAAUUUCUUUUGCGGAGACACAUGGGUUACGGCAACUGGCUUAGAUAGAACUACUGCAUAUCAAAUUGGCAUGAUGGCAUCUGUGAUGAAUUCUAUACUACUGCAAUCAUCAUUGGAGAAGAUGGGUAUUCAGACGCGUGUUCAAACUGCAUUUUCAGUGCAAGAGGUUGCGGAACCAUACAAUCGGCAACGGGCCAUCCGUCAUCUUGAAAAGGGUAGAGUUGUAAUAUUUGGUGGCAUUGGCACUGGAAAUCCACUCUUUUCUACAGACACAGCUGCAGCGAUUCGAGCUUCAGAAAUUCACGCUGAGGCAGUCCUUAAAGGUACGAAUGUUGAUGGUGUUUAUGACUGCCACUCCCAGGACAACAAUGCUACAUUUGAACACAUCUCCUUUAGAGAGUUAGUCUCUAGGGGUGCCACAGCCAUGGACAUGAUGGCAUUAACCUUCUGUGAAGAGAAUGGCAUUCCUGUUGUGGUGUUUAAUCUUCUUCAGCCUGGAAACAUCUCAAAAGCAUUAUGUGGGGACCAAGUUGGUACGUUGAUUGAUCAAACUGGAAGGAUAAGCUGAUCUAGAAACCCUUACCAGAUGCAUUUGUAGUUGUUGUGACCAUGGAUAUUAAGUCAGAUGCUGUUAAUAUACUCUAGUAACAAGUGUUUCCUUAGAUUCAGCUGCUGUGUUUAUAUGACUGAGGUCUGCGUGGAUUGUUGACUUGAAGAUGAUGCUGCUGUAACAUUUGGAGGCCAGGUUUUGACCCACAAUGCCAAUAACUGAUUAUUCUGUUAGCUAGUUUUUUCAUUCACAAUCUAUAUUCUCUUAUGGUGCCAAUAUCUAUUAUAUUAUUUGUAUGUAUUACAAAUGGUAUCAACUUAUUGAAACAUCAGCCGUGGGAGAUGGUUGCUGCAAUGUACCAUUACAGGUUUACUAGAAUACAUGUCUGUGAGAGUUGUAGUUCACUGAUAGUCGUUAGUAAUCUUAGAUUACAAUUAGAAGUAGGAAGUCACCACAAGCUGAACUUGUUAAUGGCAACAUGUACCAGAAAUUUUAUUAUUUGCAAAUUAAAAAAUGCAUCUCUGAGAUCACUUACAAUUUUGUAUCAUUGUUUAUCCUGAGAUGUCAAUAAAUGGAUGGGUGAGAACUCAUGCCAAGAAAACAUCUCUCUGCACUGUAUUGUUGAAGCAUUUAUGUAUAUACCAGGAAUUGGUGAUUUCAUAUUCUGCAAUACAUCCAUUUUCUGUAUAUUCUAAACUGUGUGCAUGACGAUACUAUCAAAGCUCGUUAGAUAUUAUUUGCUAUAUUUCUUAUGUACUGACAGGCUGGGAUCAAUAACCCAACAGAAUGGAAUAAAACCAUGGAUGGAGCUUGUGUUUUUAUUAAGAAUAAGAAAGUUCUGUAUGGUGGAAUUGAGUAUGAAUCAUGAUAGAUGGUGGAGAUUAAUGUUGCCUUUCGGAUUAUAUAGGAGGAUCAGCUUGAAGCAGGAAUGCAAACAUUGGUGAGAAUCCAAUGCCAGUGGUUGCUGAAUUGGGAGGAAUCUUACUCUCUUUCACAGAGCUGGAGUCUAAAUAAAACUACCAUGGUUGCCUAGAGUGAAGAUCAGCAGUGAUCUU
Messenger RNA from Durio zibethinus, 2770 nucleotides. RefSeq lists its product as uncharacterized. NCBI's taxonomy places the organism in Eukaryota, Viridiplantae, Streptophyta, Magnoliopsida, Malvales, Malvaceae. Gene Ontology annotation, biological process: UDP biosynthetic process. Gene Ontology annotation, molecular function: UMP kinase activity. Gene Ontology annotation, cellular component: cytoplasm. The record is from RefSeq and is a predicted model, not a curated record.